This is a messenger RNA of Knipowitschia caucasica, 324 nucleotides long. The record is from the annotation of a GenBank genome assembly. NCBI's taxonomy places the organism in Eukaryota, Metazoa, Chordata, Actinopteri, Gobiiformes, Gobiidae.
AUGGUGUGGUCAGUGUGUGGUCAGUGUGUGGUCAGUGUGUGGUCAGUGAGUGGUCAGUGUGUGGUCAGUGUGUGGUCAGUGAGUGGUCAGUGUGUGGUCAGUGUGUGGUCAGUGUGUGGUCAGUGUGUGGUCAGUGUGUGGUCAGUGUGUGGUCAGUGUGUGGUCAGUGAGUGGUCAGUGAGUGGUCAGUGUGUGGUCAGUGAGUGGUCAGUGUGUGGUCAGUGUGUGGUCAGUGAGUGGUCAGUGUGUGGUCAGUGUGUGGUCAGUGAGUGGUCAGUGUGUGGUCAGUGUGUGGUCAGUGAGUGGUCAGUGUGUGGUCAGUGA